Messenger RNA from Paramecium pentaurelia, 660 nucleotides. Lineage: Eukaryota; Ciliophora; Oligohymenophorea; Peniculida; Parameciidae. The record is from the annotation of a GenBank genome assembly.
AUGUUUCCUUUUGCUUAUAUUCCUUAAGACUCAUAAAGUACAAAAAUACUAUACAUUUUUAGGUUCUUUCAACUUUUGUCAACCUUCAUAUACAUAUCAAUGGUAUAAUCAGUAUUAUUAAUAUGGAAACUUCAUCCCCAAUUAUCUAUCUGAUUUUUAAAGAAUAAACUGCUACUAUCAAUAGCCAUAGAUUCACAACCAGCUAAGCAUAAAUUAAAUGACACAAAUUUAGGAAAAAUGUUCAGAAACGUUACACAGAUCCUUAUAAAAUGAACAAAUUGAAACACCAACUACAUUUGACAACCAUUAAUCUGCCAUUUCUAAAAAUCCAGAAACAAUAAUUAUUUUGAACAAAAAGAAAAAGAAAAAAUCUAAAAAAAGCAAAAGUUUUAAAAAAGGUACUCCAUUUAUUAUAAUUAUUAAGGCCAUUGGACGAAUAAAGAGCAUAGACUAUAUGAAUAGUUUAUAUUGAAUCAUAAAGAUAUUAUGUCAGAUUCAGAUUAGAAGAAAAUGAAACAAAUAUUUAAGAAAAUGUCUGAUUUCAUAAAAUCUAGAUCUGCGAGUCAGUGUAGAUCUCAUCAUCAGAAAUUCGAUCCUAAAAAGCAAUAAAUUAUAGUUGCUGGAAAGAAUUCAAAUUAAUUUAAGAUUGCUAACGAAUGA